AUGGCUGCCGCGGCGACUUUCACCAACGUCCUGAGCGUAGGACGUUCGACCUACGUUACCGACAGCAGGUUUCUCCAUGAGUAUUUGAAGGAGACGUUCGGAAAAGAGAUCAAUUUCAAUAUUGCGAGUUUCAACGAUCGGUGGUCUUUUGAGCUGGACAGAAAAUUACCCAAGGAAGAGCUCGAGAGACUGGCCACCGAGGUUGCGAACCGAUGCGAGGAGGCCUUGAAGGCGGCCCGGUCUAGUCUCAACAGGGCCAGACCGCAAGAAGACAUGGACUUGAACACCAAGAUGCCCCAAAUCGCUGGCGAGGAUUUGCCGGGAAGAAAUUCCCAGGGUGACAGGCGAGCGACGGGGUAG
Molecule: messenger RNA, 360 nt
Organism: Gaeumannomyces tritici R3-111a-1
Lineage: Eukaryota; Fungi; Ascomycota; Sordariomycetes; Magnaporthales; Magnaporthaceae
Exons: 4
Coding region: 1-360 (119 amino acids)
Source: RefSeq, a predicted model, not a curated record